Molecule: messenger RNA, 2387 nt
Organism: Monopterus albus (swamp eel)
Lineage: Eukaryota; Metazoa; Chordata; Actinopteri; Synbranchiformes; Synbranchidae
Gene: tpo
Product: thyroid peroxidase
Exons: 12
Coding region: 1-2202 (733 amino acids)
Biological process (GO): thyroid hormone generation; response to oxidative stress
Cellular component (GO): membrane
Molecular function (GO): iodide peroxidase activity; heme binding
Source: RefSeq, a predicted model, not a curated record
AUGGAGGGUUUUGAUGCCAGCAGACGGAGUGCACACUCGGCCUCCACACAUGUGUUUACGUUCUUUCGGCAAACUGAGCCUGAGACCUGGGAGAGUUCCCGAGCUGCAGAGGUUUUUCUAACAACUCUGCAAGUCUUAAAGAACAGAGCAGGACAAAGAUAUAAAAGGGAUGUCAAGAUACCAGAGUUGUUGUCAUGGGAGGACGUGGAGCUGAUUGCAGAGCUCUCUCAGUGUUUUCCUGCAACACAUCUAGCUGUCUGUCAGCAAAGUCACCUCAACAAAUAUCGCUCCAUAUCUGGUGUCUGCAAUAACAGGCAAAAUCCUCUAUGGGGAGCAGCCAACACUGCCUUGGUGAGAUGGCUUCCAGCUGAAUAUGAAGACGGGGAGAAAGAACCCAAGGGUUGGAACCGAGGACGGCUCCAUAAUGGAUUCCAACUUCCCCAGCCACGGGAAAUCAGCAAGGAAAUACUGCAGAGCUCUUCUAAACAUAAAGAAGACAUCUAUUCUCACCUGCUGGUGGAGUGGGGUCAGUACAUUGACCAUGACAUAACCUUUACCCCUCAAAGCACUGGCAGUGCUGCUUUGUGGACUGGCGUGGACUGUUUGAACACGUGUGAAAAUGUACAUCCAUGCUUUCCCAUUGAGUCAGAUGAUAUACUUUCUGGUGCGCAAGGCUGCAUGGCUUUUUAUCGCUCCACAGCAGCCUGCUCCAUCAGUUCUGGGUCUGACAUUGGACAAGCUCUGCAGCGACAACAGAUGAAUGCCAUCACAUCCUUCAUGGAUGCUUCAGUUGUAUACGGCUACACUCCAAAGCUGGAGAGCUUCCUUCGUGACCUCUCUGGCCGUAAUGGGAAACUUGCAGUGAACAACCAAUUCGAGGAUCCAAAAGGAAGACCCUACCUUCCUUUUGUAGCCACUCUGCCGUCAGCCUGCCACCAAGAUCCACAGGGAGAGAGAGUGGAGUGUUUCAGUGCUGGAGACAGUCGGGUCAAUGAGGGUUUGCCCUUGACUGCUUUGCAUACACUGUGGCUUAGAGAACACAAUCGAAUUGCAGAAGCAUUGAAACACAUUAAUACUCACUGGGACCCAGAGGUGAUAUACCAAGAAACUCGCAAGAUUAUUGGAGCUCUACACCAGAUAAUAACCAUGAGAGAUUAUAUUCCAAAAAUUAUUGGCCCGGAAUCUUUUGAAUAUUACAUCGGACCCUAUGGGGGAUAUGAUCCGACUAUGAACCCCUCAGCUUCCAAUGUGUUUGCCACCGCUGCAUUCAGGUUCGGCCAUGCUACCAUCUCUCCGAUCCUCAGGAGACUGAACAAGACCUUCCAGGAACAUGAGACCUUCCCCCACUUGAGAUUACACAACACUUUCUUCAGUCCAUGGAGAAUAGUCAGUGAAGGUGGGAUAGAACCAAUCCUGAGAGGUAUAAUUGGAUCUCCAGCACCAGCUGUUAGUGCACAUGUGCUGAUGGCAGAGGAGGUGACUCAAAGGCUUGUCGUCCUUGGUAUACCACAGCACUUGGACCUGGCCUCACUGAACCUGCAGAGGGGAAGGGAUCACGGUCUCCCAGGAUAUAACAAUUGGAGAGCAUUCUGUGGACUUAAAGGCAUUAAGACAUUAGAUGAUCUCAAAAAGACUGUGAGAGACUCCAAGGUUGCUGAAAAGAUAUUAAAAAUAUACAAACAUUCUGACAAUAUCGAUGUAUGGCUUGGAGGACUUAUUGAAAACUUGUUACCAGACUCCAGAACUGGUCCCCUCUUUGCUUGCCUGAUUGGAAAGCAGAUGAAGGCGCUUCGUGACGGUGAUAGGUUUUGGUGGGAAGCUGAGGGUAUGUUUACCAAGCAGCAGAAGACUGAGCUUUCAAAAGGUUCUCUGUCUCGGAUCAUCUGUGACAACACUGACAUAACGGAAGUCCCCUCUGACUCAUUCAGAUUUGGGAAAUACCCCACUGAUUACAUCUCUUGUGAUCAUAUACCACUAAUGAAUUUGGAGGCUUGGAGAGAGGAGAAGAGCCAAGACUCAGAACGCUGUACCUCUCCAGCAAAGAUAAAGAAUGGGGAUUUCAUAUUGUCCUCUACAUCUGGCAAAUUGGUUGCUCUGUACUCCUGUUAUCAUGGCUUCAAAUUAAAGGGCACUGCUGCAGUAGUUUGUGAGGGAAACCGGUGGGGCGGUCAACCCCCACAAUGUACAGGGAAUCAUUACUAAUUUGUUGACAUUGCUGCAGAUGCAGAAAUGCUUCAUAGGUUUGGAAACAAACUCAGGAAAACACUGCUGCUGUUACUAUCUUUAUGUUUGUCUGGUUGAUUAUGAGUGUGUCUUAGGAAACAUGGAAUACUUUUAAAAAUUGAAUUGAAUACAAUAACUGCCAAUAUCAUGUAGCUUGUUUAAAA